Messenger RNA from Capra hircus (goat), 924 nucleotides. RefSeq names its product putative olfactory receptor 10D4. Lineage: Eukaryota; Metazoa; Chordata; Mammalia; Artiodactyla; Bovidae. Gene Ontology annotation, biological process: G protein-coupled receptor signaling pathway. Gene Ontology annotation, cellular component: membrane. The record is from RefSeq and is a predicted model, not a curated record. Gene Ontology annotation, molecular function: olfactory receptor activity; G protein-coupled receptor activity.
AUGCUCUCCUUCUGCUCUGCAUUUGGUUUCCAUGGAAACCUUCCAGAGGAUCCUGACAAAAAUCUAACUUUUACGGAGAUAAGGAAUCACACUUUGGUUAAAGAAUUCAUCCUGUUGGGCAUCCCUCGAACCCAGGGGCAGGAAGUUGUGCUCUUUGUGGUGUUCUUAAUCUUCUACGUCCGCACUCUGCUAGGAAAUCUGCUUAUCCUGCUAGCUGUGGUGUCUGAUUCCCGCCUCCACACUCCUAUGUAUUUCUUUCUUUGUAACCUCUCUGUGCUGGACAUUGGUUUCUCUUCUGUGAGCACCCCAAAGAUGUUGGCCAACCUGCUGGUGAAGAGCCGGGUCGUCUCCCUGGGUGGCUGCGUGUCCCAGGUCUUCUUUUACCACUGCCUGGGCUGCACGGAUCUGCUCUACACGGUGAUGGCGUAUGACUGAUUUGCUGUGAUCUGCAACCCGCUGCGUUAUGCCAUCAUCAUGAACCGUCGGGCGUGUGCCCUGCUGGUGGCUGGUGCCUGGGCUAUUAGCUCUUUCCAUGCCACAAGUCUCACUACACUGACCUUCCAAUUGUCAUACCGUGGGUCUAAUGAGAUAGGUUAUUUCUUCUGCGACAUCUUUCCUGUUGUCAAAUUGGCCUGUAGUAACACACUCAUCAUUGAGAUGGUAAGCCUCACCAACAUUGGCCUCGAGCCCAGGAUCUGUUUCCUCUACAUGCGCAUCGUCACUGCAGUGGUAAAGAUCCACGCGGCUGAGGGGUGGCACAAGGCAGCGUCUACCUGUGUCUCCCACCUCUCUGUGGUCACUCUGUUCUUCGGGCCCUGUGCUCUUGUCUAUACCCAGCCGUCUUUGAGUAAGGUGCUGGUCACUCCAGUGCAGAUCUUUGCAAGUGUAAUCUCCCCCAUGCUGAACCCCACAAUCUACACUUAG